Messenger RNA from Hemibagrus wyckioides, 3470 nucleotides. RefSeq names its product zinc finger DHHC-type palmitoyltransferase 22 (gene zdhhc22). Gene Ontology annotation, molecular function: palmitoyltransferase activity. Gene Ontology annotation, cellular component: Golgi apparatus. NCBI's taxonomy places the organism in Eukaryota, Metazoa, Chordata, Actinopteri, Siluriformes, Bagridae. The transcript is spliced from 3 exons. Gene Ontology annotation, biological process: protein palmitoylation. The record is from RefSeq and is a predicted model, not a curated record. The coding region runs from base 176 to 1018 and encodes 280 amino acids.
GCACACGACGGAAAUAUGGUAUGGCAUGGCAGAUGCACACAUAUCGCCUUGGCAACCUGUAAUUUCCCCCCUUUUUUUCUGAAUGAGUGAAUGAAUUUCCCAGUUUAAUGCACGCGUGAGACAUGAGCUCCAGGACUGAAAAAUCAGCUCAACGGAUAUAAUCAUCUGACAAGGUAUGAUCGUCAAGAUGCUGAAACUGCGAAUGCUCAACGCUAUUGCACCAGCCUACUUCUACACUGCCACAGCCGUCACCUUUGUUCUCCAUUUCUUCCUUUUCAUCCCCACUAUUUUCCAAACCCAAAAUGUUUUGUUGAGUCCCGUCAUGCUGCUCCACGUUACUAUUUUACUAUUUUUUAUGUUUAAUGCACUUGGCAAUUACUCAAUGACUAUAUGGUUCCCAGCAGAGAGUGCCAAUGAGAACAUUAUUCCAGUCUGUUCUCCAGACUGUCCAGACAGAGUGGACGCUCACUACCUCCUUAAUGGCCGUCACUUUUGCAAACUGUGUAAGAAAGUCAUUCUUAAACGGGACCACCAUUGUUUCUUCACGGGAAACUGCAUAGGGAACAGGAACAUGCGCUACUUUAUCAUGUUCAGUAUCUACACAUCCUGUACCUGCCUGUACUCGCUGGUGCUUGGGGUGGCCUAUCUCACAGUAGAGUAUGCUCUCUCCUUCGAAAACCCUUUGACCUUCCUCACACUUUUGCCCCUCUCCACAGGUUACUUCUUCCUCGGUACCGUCUCAGGCCUUCAGUUCUUUCUGGUCAUCAUGCUGUAUGUAUGGCUAGGCAUUGGUUUGGUGAGCGCUGGUUUCUGCUGCCAGCAAGUCUUACUUGUGGCCCGUGGACAAACCUGGUGCCAGCUACAGAAGGGGCAGCUAGUGGAGAGCCGGGGAACAUGGCGAUCAAAUUUGAAUGAUGUAUUUGGUUCCCGCUGGUUACUGGGCCUCUUUCUACCGGUACAGACUGUGGAGACCACUCCAGGAAACUGGCAUAGUUAUCAAGACCACAAGCAUGACUGACCAUAUUCAUUAAGUGCAUAGAAAUGAAGACUUAAUAUGAAAUCUGCUGUUUCAAGGUGAAGAGAUUCCAUUGUUGUAGUGAUUCAGUGGCAUUUCUCACUUAGAAUUAACACAUCGAUUCAUGUUCAUCAGUGUUAUUCAAAUGAAACGUUGAUUUUCUAAAAGAAGACCAUAGUUUCGAUCAACUAGAAUUAAUAAGGGAUUUAUACCUAAUCUUACAAACAACCAUCAUAACCAGCAUCUGAAGCAGCACUCACAUGAAAUUUGAUCACCCUAUUUACUGCUAAAUUUAUACAAUUUAAGUAUAUAGCAAGCUACCAUAAACCAUUGAGUAUUAAAGUAAGCAAAGCAAUUGUUUUAGACUCUUAGAUAUAUAUUUGUAUAGGAUGUGACCAUGAGAGUAAGUAUUAAUAUAGUAUGUGCACCUCAUGCAUCAAUUAGCAGUGUUAACAGCCCUUAAACAUGCUAUACCCGCCAUUUCACCCGCAACUGUGCCUUUUUAAAGUAGUAAAAACAGGUGAUAAUAUUGAUAAUAGACACUUUGCAGUGUGCAACAUUGCAGCACCCUGGGACAGAGGUUUGUGUUUGUUUUAAAUGCUCUGUUUUAUGUUUCUACACUUUUAACCUGUGAGUCAUUUGUACUCUGCCCACAUCUUGCUAUAAUCUUAGAUAAAAUUAUGGAUUGAAUGUGUUCCAGCCAUCCAUUUACAUCCUAACUGGAUCAGGUCUUCGUGGAAGAUUUAAUUUACGGUCAUUAUGUGUUCAGGAACUGGAGAACUGUUUCCGAAUCUUUAUUUCAUUUAUUUAUUGUAAAGCACAUUAUUAUAUUAACUGCUGCGAUUUUUUUCUGCACAGAACAAUGAAUAGGAACGGUACAGACUUGUGUGGAGUGAGGAGUCUGGACCUGCUAAUGAGCCCUGAAAGUGUAAUUUUAGCAACAGAAUAAUUGCAGUCUUCAUUUUUCACUUGCAGCUUCCUUCCAUUGUGCUUUUUAAAAACUGUUAUUUAUUUAUUUAUUUAACUGACUUUUCUGAUGUUUAGACUUAAUACUGCUCAUUUAAUUUUGGAAUGUCAAAGCAAUUAUCCCAGUGUUAAAAGCUAUAGUAAUAGCUAAUACUAUGGUAUUUAGUAUUAAGUUUGCCAUUUGUGUAUUUCCAUGAAAAUAGCAGUUGCAAUGUCAAUUUACUUUUUUUGCUUUUCAGAAUUUAGCAACAAAUUCAAGGGCUAUAGACAGUACUCAGUACUCCUGCUGUGAAACUUCUAUCCAAGCAAAACAGCUGAAAUUUGUUGUUUUUGAAGCAAAGGGUUUUUUUUUCUGAUUCCCAUCAAUAAAAAUCUUCUGAUUUCCAUCAGUAAAAAUCUUAGAUCUUCCAUUGGAAAAAAAACUUAGAUAAUAACAUUUACAUGUGUUUAUUCAGGCUUACAAGUUAAGUGGCCUCUUAAAGAACUGCAAUACUGCCAGAAAUUUUAGACAUCAGCAUGUCAUUACUAUUUCCCAGCAAACAGCCUGAUGUUUAGACAUAUCUAUUCCUAUAUACUGUUAUUCUUAUAUACCUUACUUAUGUCACCCACUUGAAUUUCCAGAAGAUUUAGCAGUUAGCGGAGACACGGUGGAUGAGGUUGAUCUUAAAGUUCCUAAAGCUAUAGCAAAAAAAGUUAGACAAGGAACACUAACAUCAUCUACUGGUUCAGGCACUGACAGUGUGUAGGAUGAGUGGCCACUAUGACUCCAGUCCUUUUCAACCUGAAAUAGUUAGAGAGAACUAAUCUACAUCACUUCAGAGAGCUGUCACAGAUUGUUCUUACAUGCAUCCUGUAUCUAAGCAUUUUACUGAAGUCAGGGUAAAAUUAAUCACAGCUCUUCCACAUGUCCAUUUAUAUCAACAAGCUGCUGAAUGAAUGGAAACAGCCCGGAGGCUCAGGAGUGUGAAAUAAUAACUCACAAAUAUGAGACGAGCUAUGAGAAAACUCUGUCUGCAGAACAGAAGCAGAGGCAAGUCUAUCUCAUUGGUUCAGCAUCUCACAGAAUCACCACUAUGUUCCUUCUUCUGCUUUACCUCCUGUUCCUGUUUGGUAUGUUUUGCUGCUUGAACAGAUAGGCUUGUUAGAUUACCAAGCACACAUUACUAACCUUCCUAUGUUAAAAGGACACAAUCAUUUUCAAGAUUUUUCAACAAUGAAACAAAACACUCACAGAAUUUACUUCAUUCAAGCGUGUGCCUUGGUUCUACAUGAAUGAAAUGACUAAAAGUAACACAGUUAGUUUUUGUACAUCCAGCAUGAUUUCAAAGCCCUAAAUAAAAUUAAGAAAGUGAAGCACUGAGCUCACACCUGAACUGAUACUUGAAUCUACAGCACUGAUGUUUUGAUAUUAAGUGAUACAUUACCUCUGUACUAUUCAACCACACAUAGUUUAGCUGUAUAAUCUAAUACUCUAGGUAGAAUUCCCACC